Rhizopus microsporus ATCC 52813 is the source of this 471-nucleotide messenger RNA. RefSeq lists its product as uncharacterized. The record is from RefSeq and is a predicted model, not a curated record. NCBI's taxonomy places the organism in Eukaryota, Fungi, Mucoromycota, Mucoromycetes, Mucorales, Rhizopodaceae. The coding region runs from base 1 to 471 and encodes 156 amino acids. The transcript has a single exon.
AUGCCUCCAAAGGUCUUCACACCAUGGUUUCGCCUGUUACAUGGCUAUAUUCCUACGGCUGCUUUACAUCAUGCCUGGAAUCCCAGCGUGACCGUCUCUCCAAUGUGCAGACUCUGCCAACAAGACGUUGAAACACACCACCGCCUCUUUGUGGGCUGCCUUCUCAAACUCAACUUCUGGUUCUUCAUUUUCGAGGGAUAUUCUCUGCGGGACAAGUUCCUUGUUGCAGAUGAAAUAUGGUCUGUGCUCACUUCUUUUGUCCUGGUAGACGAACAAACCAUAGUCGAUACGGACAUUCUUUGUUUCUUUGGUGCGACUAUUGCAACAAUCUGGAAAUACCACUGGCGUUGCAUAUUCGAUGGCACUCUGUGGUGUACAAUUGUAGUCGUCAACAGUUUCAAAUUGAAACAUAGCAGAUUCUUGUCGACAUUACCUUUUGAACAGAAGUUAUCUUCCUCUAUAGACACAUAA